AUGAAUAAGAUAGUUGAGAUAGGAGAGUACCAUAAGAACGUAUGUCUUGAGUUUAUCCUAAUAAAGUGCCUAGAAAUAAACAAAACAAAAGACAACGAUGUUGUAUCAACAUGGCUAGUUGGAGAUGAAAGCGGAACGAUUGAGCUUGGGCUGUGGAACACGGUUUUAAAUGCUGGAGAUGUGAUAUGCUUGAAUGGUGGAUACACAUCGCUAUUUCAGGGGCGAAAAAGGCUGUUUGUAUCCAAGAGCGGAACAAUCAGCAGAACCAGGACGUUUAGGAAGAUAUUCAAGAUGAGCGAGGCACACAUCGAACUCUGA
Ordospora pajunii is the source of this 318-nucleotide messenger RNA. RefSeq lists its product as uncharacterized. Bases 1 to 318 code for a protein of 105 amino acids. NCBI's taxonomy places the organism in Eukaryota, Fungi, Microsporidia, Ordosporidae. The record is from RefSeq and is a predicted model, not a curated record. The transcript has a single exon.